AUUGCGUCCCUUUGUAUGAACUCUUCAGCAAACAAAUUCAAGAUGGAGGCUGGAAGUAAGAAAGAGGGACUGCCAAAAUUACGAGAUAUUUUACGGAGACAAAGAGAUGAUUCACUUUCAGAGAGUAUGACAGAAUGCCCAGAUAUAGAAUUUCUUUAUGAUGAUGCAGACACAUACAAUGCAGAAUUAGCAGAACUCUUCAGUUAUACAGAGGACUCGGAAUUUGAAUCAUCAAGAAAAAAGUUUGAAGAAGGAUUUAUAAAUACAGAAUGUGAAAACAAAUGGACAAAGUCUGAUGAGGCUGUUCAAAGGAAACAUAUUGUGUUCCUCCAGAAUGAACUAGAGGUCGCAGACAAGGAACGCAGAAUUAAUGCCAUGUGGUCUCUGUUAUAUCUCGUACAAGGUGUGUAUGGGGAGUGCAUUUCAGAGGAGGAACAUCAAGACUGGACCCACAGAAACGUCCACCUGUUGUAUGAGCAGGGGCUGUUUGUGUCAUUCGUGGAGCUGCUCUCUAUGGAGAUGGAGAAUACUUCUGCAGCCUCUAUAGCAAUGAGAAAACUGGCUGUUUCAGUGGCAGACAGCAGUGACUUAAGGUUAAUCCUGAAUGUGCUGUACAUUAUGGUGGAGGUAAUGAGAUGUCCACUGGAGACAGAAUCUGAUGAACAAAGACACAAUAGAAGUAUCUUCAUAGAAGAUUUAGUGACCCCUCUAGUUGGGGAGGAUAUUCUGCCUGUGAUAUUAUUCAGUAUGAUCACCAAGUUCUGUAGUGGAAGUGCACCACACUUCCCCAUGAAGAAAGUCCUGCUUUUGUUGUGGAAAGUAGUACUGGUUUCCCUUGGUGGACUCCGAGAAUUACAGAACAAGAAAAAUGAAGUUCGGGAAAAGUAUGGUCUCCCCCCACUUCCUGAGGACACAUAUGAAGUUUGUAAGAGUAUGAGGGCCUCAUCUCCGCCCACCUCUGCUGCAGACCUCAUUGAACAGCAGAUGCCCCGCAGGGCAUUCAGGGGAGGCAAGCGGAUGGACUCCUUUAGCUUUUUCAACUUGAAGAGUAGCCUUGACAGUGACCCGUUCGAAAACUCCAAUGGAGAGGACAAUAUAUUUAAUGACGUGGACGGGAAUGCAAGACAGAGCAGUGACGAGGAUAUGCCCCCCACCCCACCCCGACCAGCUACCCCCACAGUGAUGCAGCAAAAAAUACUACCAUGGAAACCAAAAGUCAGGCAGAAAGAUUUGGAGCAAUUUUUGGAUGCCACAAGAAUGAAGUUUGUUGGAUUUCAAGUGAAGAAUGAUAUGUCCUCCCUAGCAGGACUUCCACAUCCCAUACAUGAAGGGGUCAAGGUCUUGAAAGAGCACUUGUACAUAUCACUCACAGAAAUUCAGAUCAAAAGAGAAGAGGAAAUUGCCAAAAAUCCUUUUUCAAAGCCAGAGACAGAUGUACAGAACACCCCCGUGGAGGUCCUCUUUCAGGCUAUCCUCCCAAAUCUCCCCCAGUACAUGAUAGCCCUCCUCAAGAUUUUACUGGCUGCUGCCCCGACCUCCAAAACCAAGACAGACUCCAUCAACAUCCUGUCUGAUGUUCUCCCCGAGGUCAUGCCAUUAACAGUUCUACAGUCAAUGAAGCUGGGGAUUGAUGUGAAUCGACACAAAGAGAUCAUUGUAAAGGCAAUCUCAGGCCUUCUAUUGUUACUACUCAAACACUUCAAACUCAACCAUGUGUAUCAAUUUGAAUUCAUGAGCCAACACCUUGUAUUUGCAAAUUGUAUACCACUGGUGCUGAAAUUUUUCAAUCAAAACAUACUGUCAUAUGUUACUGCCAAAAACAGUAUCCCAUGUCUGGAUUACCCAGGAUCUGUGAUUGGGGAGCAACCAGAACUUACAGCAGAAGCUUUAGAGAGCGGUGACAAUCAGGCUUUCUGUUGGAGGAAUCUUUUCUCCUGUAUCAAUCUGUUAAGGAUACUCAACAAACUCACCAAAUGGAAACAUUCUAGGACUAUGAUGUUAGUAGUAUUUAAAUCAGCCCCAAUCCUGAAGAGAUCCCUGAAGGUGAAGCAGGCCAUGAUGCAGCUGUACGUGCUGAAGCUUCUGAAGAUGCAGACAAAAUACCUUGGUCGACAGUGGAGGAAAAGUAACAUGAAGACAAUGUCUGCCAUCUAUCAGAAAGUCCGACACAGACUCAAUGAUGACUGGGCUUACGGCAAUGACAUGGAUGCAAGGCCUUGGGACUUUCAGGCAGAGGAAUGUGCCCUACGAGCGUGUGUGGACAGAUUCAAUCAGAGACGGUAUAAUCCACACAGCGCUGACCCCGACUUUAAACCUGUUGACAAUUGUUUACUCAGUGUUCUAGGUGAAGAAGUUGAUCUGACAGAGGAAUUCAAACAGAACUAUGAACGAUGGUUAGAAAUGGAGGUGUACUCUAAUUAUAUAGACUGGGAUCAGAUAAUUAAUUGUUAAUCACUAUUGGACAGUUUUAUACUGAAUCCAGAACUUUUGAUAUUUAUUGAAUGUUUAUAGGAUGGAAUAAAUUAUGUUGUUAUA
Molecule: messenger RNA, 2535 nt
Organism: Saccostrea echinata
Lineage: Eukaryota; Metazoa; Mollusca; Bivalvia; Ostreida; Ostreidae
Product: striatin-interacting protein 1 homolog
Exons: 20
Coding region: 16-2451 (811 amino acids)
Biological process (GO): cytoskeleton organization
Cellular component (GO): cytosol
Source: RefSeq, a predicted model, not a curated record